AUGAUUCUUAAAGAAAAGAAGGACUAUACUCCUGAGGACAUCUCAUCAAUCAGCAAGGAUGCAAAGGUGAAGCACUUGCUGCACAGUGCUCUGGACAGUGCUAUGUCUAAUAGGGUGAUUGGAUGCAAAACUGCAAAAGAAAUAUGGGAUGCUUUGGAAAUCAGAUGUCAAGGAACCAAAGCCAUCAAGAAGAACAGAAGGACCAUACUUACUCAAGAGUAUGAGCAUUUUGAUUCAAAGGCUGGUGAAUCAUUGACUGAUCUAUAUGACAGGUUUGUCAAGCUGCUGAAUGACUUAUCUCUGGUGGAUAAGGAAUAUGACUUGGAAGACUCAAAUCUCAAGUUCCUACUCGCUCUUCCUGAAAAGUGGGAUUUGAAAGUAACCACCAUAAGAGAUAAUCAUGAUCUUGAGGAAAUGUCUCUUGAUGACAUAUUUGGAAGACUGAAAACCUAUGAACUUGAGAUGGAACAGAGGAAUAAAAGACAUGGAGGGAAACCUAAGCCUGUUGCUCUAAAAGUUCAAGGAGAAGCUGCUGUGAAGAACAAAGGGAAAACACAUGUAACAAAGACUGACACUGAGUCAUCAAACUCUGAUGAUGACUCAAACUCUGAUGUUCUCUCAGACUCUGAGGACAGUGAUACUGAGAUGAUGCAAUUGGUAGCAUUGAUGGUUAAAAGCUUCAAGAAGAUGGCUUACAAGAAUUUUAAUAAAGGAAAGAAAUUUUCAAGGAAGGACAGAAACUCUGACAAGAAAGGCUUCAAAAAGAAUGAAGGCAAGGAAGAAAAAUCUGAAAAAGCUGAUAAGUCUAAGUAUACCUGCUUCAACUGUGGUGAAAAGGGACAUUUUGCAACUGAGUGCAAGAAAACCAAGAAUGAAAAGGGACAAGCUUUUAUCACCAAGAAAGGAAGCUGGGCAGACUCAUCAGACUCUGAGGAAGAAGUCAACUAUGCUUUGAUGGCAAACACUGAUAACAGUUCUGAGGUUGUUGAAACUAAAGUACCUCAUUCUACUCUUGCCUUUAACACCGAAGAUAUAACUGAGUUAAGAUUAUUUCUUAAAAACUUGCAUAUCAGUUAUAGAGAUCAGACUUUAGAAAAUGAGAGAUUGAAAUCUGAAGUCAUAGAUGUUAAGAAAAGGAAUGAUUAUCUUGAGAAAGAACUAGUUCAGAUGUUGGAAGUUCAAAAAGAAAGAGAUGACUCUGUUUUCAUUAAGAAUGAAUUGUUAAAGAAAAAUGCUUCUCUUGAAUCAGAACUUACUAAAGAAAAGGAGAUAAUAAGAACAUGGACUAACUCAGGAAAAACCACUCACGAUAUCUUAGGAAGUGGAAAUUGGAAGAAAGGAUUAGGAUAUACAGAUAAAAAUGAAGAUGUCAUUUAA
Messenger RNA from Daucus carota subsp. sativus, 1377 nucleotides. RefSeq lists its product as uncharacterized. Gene Ontology annotation, molecular function: zinc ion binding; nucleic acid binding. The record is from RefSeq and is a predicted model, not a curated record. The transcript has a single exon. Bases 1 to 1377 code for a protein of 458 amino acids. Lineage: Eukaryota; Viridiplantae; Streptophyta; Magnoliopsida; Apiales; Apiaceae.